AAAUGGCACCUGUUCGACUAGCAGCAGAAGUCUGGUGUUUUCUCAGCUCUAGUUUGGCUCUUUGAAGACGCUUGAAGAAUAGACACGUGCUGCUUCUUUCACCUCACACAUAGGUGGAGUACGUCGUCAGCCGGAGCAGGCUUGGGCGACGAGGACAGCUCCUCUUCAAUUUUAGAGACUAAAAGGGAGGAGGAGGAGGAGCAGGGUUGGCUUGAUCACCAGCUGCUAUGACACUUGCAGAGAUGCAUAAACCGGUUUGAGGGAUUUUUUUUUCUCUCUUGUUAUCCUUUUGUUGACUAAAAGAAUGACUUAGUCAAUGUAUAGUGAGUAAAAGCAGAAAGAGCACCCAACAGCUAUCCUGAAACAUGCGUCUGUUUUUACACCGCCGUAUGUCUCCUCUGAAGCUGGUGCUCCUUGGGGGGACUCUCUUCAUGGUGGUCCUGGUGAUUCUACAAAGGGAUGUUGGCUCUUCACCUGCUGGGGAACCCUGGUUGCAGGACCUGGUAGACAGAGGGGACAAGGUGAUGGUCAUGGUCCGAGAAGCUGUGAACAACAUUGGCUUCCAGAUUGGAGCUCCACAACGACCAACAAUGCAUGAGCAGCCCACCCAAGAUGCUAACUGCCCUACUGGAUUUUAUAAUAUGGUUGAUCUAAAACCUCACCUGAAGAGACCACCUCAGGACCCUCAAAGCCCAGGAUCUGAUGGGGGCCCAUUUAAAAAAGACCGCAUGACUCCUGAGGAAGAGAAGGAGAAGGAGGAGGGUAUGACCCGCCAUUGUUUCAACCAGUUUGCCAGUGAUCGUAUCGCUCUCAGCCGUAGUCUUGGGGAUGACACAAGGCCUCCAGAGUGUGUGGAGAAAAAAUUUCCCCGCUGCCCGCCUCUGCCUACCACCAGCAUCAUCAUAGUCUUUCACAAUGAGGCCUGGUCCACGCUCCUCAGGACGGUCUACAGUGUCCUGCACACAUCUCCUGCCAUCCUGCUCAAAGAGAUCAUCUUGGUAGAUGACGCCAGUACUGCAGACCAUCUUAAGAAUCAGCUGGAGGUGUUUGUGCAGCAGCUGAAGAUUGUCCAUGUGGUCAGGCAGCCGGAGAGAAAGGGCCUCAUCACAGCCAGGAUGCUGGGUGCCAGUAUCGCUCAGGGUGAAGUGCUCACCUUCCUCGAUGCACACUGUGAGUGUUUUCAUGGUUGGCUGGAGCCUCUUUUGGCCCGCAUUGUUGAAGAACCCACUGCUGUAGUUAGCCCAGAGAUCACCACCAUUGACUUAAACUCCUUUCAGUUCUAUAAGCCUGUGGCCACUAAUAGAGCUUAUAACCGAGGUAACUUCGACUGGAGCCUGACUUUCGGCUGGGAGGCGAUCCCUGAGGAUGCAAAGAAGCUGCGCAAGGACGAAACCUAUCCUGUAAAAACACCUACUUUUGCUGGAGGUCUUUUCUCAAUCUCAAAGAAGUACUUUGAACACAUUGGAACGUAUGAUGACAAGAUGGAAAUCUGGGGGGGAGAAAAUGUAGAGAUGUCAUUCAGGGUGUGGCAAUGUGGGGGUCAACUAGAGAUCAUCCCCUGUUCUGUGGUGGGCCACGUCUUCCGCACCAAAAGCCCACAUACCUUCCCCAAAGGCACAGAGGUCAUUACCCGCAACCAGGUGCGCCUGGCUGAAGUCUGGAUGGAUGACUAUAAGAAGAUCUUUUAUCGCCGCAACAAGAAUGCUGCAGUCAUGGCCAGUGAGAAUAAGUAUGGAGACAUCUCUGAUCGCCUGAAACUGAGACAGUCGCUUAACUGCAAGAACUUCACUUGGUACCUCAACACAAUCUACCCAGAAGCCUUCAUUCCAGAUUUAACCCCAGAAAAAUACGGAGCAAUUAGAAACUCAGGAUCUAACACUUGCCUGGAUGUUGGCGAGAACAACCAGGGAGGUCAACCUUUGAUCAUGUAUCAAUGCCACAACAUGGGAGGAAACCAGUACUUUGAGUAUUCCUCUCAUAAGGAGCUGCGGCAUAACAUUGGAAAGCAGCUGUGUCUUCACGCCACAGACCAGCCAGAACCUGUGAAGAUUGAGCUGUGCCAGCUGAAGGGGAAGGGUACCAGUUUGGCACCACAACAGGAGUGGGUUUUUACAGAGGAAAGUCUUCUGAAGAACCCCAGCAGCGGUAAAUGUUUACAGCUACAAGGAAGCCAGAUUCAGAUGGACCACUGCAAUGUUGCAGAUCUCUACCAGCGCUGGGCAUUCAGCUGACCUCUCCCAGACUAUCCAUCAGGUGACCUCUGGUACCUUGUGUCAACCCUCUUUGGACUGAGAACCUUGGAGCCAAAUCCUCACUGAUCCAGUAGGACCUCCUGUAGAGCUUGGGGCAUUUGGCCAGACUGCUGACCAAUGAAAGAUGGAGGACAAAGUAAAGACAAUCACCUUUUGUUGAAAACUCUUGGGUUAGGUUAGUCUUAAAACUAUUUUUAAAUUAUAUUUUUGGAGAAAACUCAGGAAAAUGAUUUGACUGUGGUUGGGGAUUUUAUGAAAUCUAUGGACUUUCCAUUUAGUGGCAGCUUGAACGUGAGGCUGUGAGCACUUCUUUUACACUCCAAGCUGGGAAGUUUUUUAUUAAUGGCAAUUUUUAAAUUAUUUUUUGUCUUAAUUAAUGUUUAAAAAUAAGUGAGUCAAGAGUUUGAGGUGUCUCUUUUAAAUAAAAUAUUUUUAAUAAAGAUCUUUUGUUUGAU
Messenger RNA from Melanotaenia boesemani (Boeseman's rainbowfish), 2707 nucleotides. RefSeq names its product UDP-N-acetyl-alpha-D-galactosamine:polypeptide N-acetylgalactosaminyltransferase 6 (GalNAc-T6) (gene galnt6). The coding region runs from base 366 to 2231 and encodes 621 amino acids. Lineage: Eukaryota; Metazoa; Chordata; Actinopteri; Atheriniformes; Melanotaeniidae. The transcript is spliced from 12 exons. The record is from RefSeq and is a predicted model, not a curated record. Gene Ontology annotation, cellular component: Golgi apparatus.